Micropterus dolomieu (smallmouth bass) is the source of this 2088-nucleotide messenger RNA. Its product is annotated as zinc finger protein 239-like. Lineage: Eukaryota; Metazoa; Chordata; Actinopteri; Centrarchiformes; Centrarchidae. The transcript is spliced from 3 exons. The record is from RefSeq and is a predicted model, not a curated record. Gene Ontology annotation, biological process: negative regulation of transcription by RNA polymerase II; regulation of immune system process; regulation of cytokine production. The coding region runs from base 43 to 1161 and encodes 372 amino acids.
CUAUCACUUCCUGCAGGUGUUUUUGGACUGAAAAUAGCGAAAAUGGCAAAAAAAAGGAGAAGAAGAGAUGGACUCAAACGUCAACACUCUGACAAAUCCUUCACAUCUGGAUAUUUGAAGAUUCAUCAGAGUGUUUACACUGGAGAGAAACUGUACAGCUGUGAACAGUGUGGCAAAGCUUUCAGCACAUCACGUGAAGUAACAAUCCACAGACGUCUCCACACUGGAGAGAAACCUCACUGUUGUGAACAGUGUGGCAAAGCUUUCAAUACAUCAGAUUACCUAAAAAUGCACCAACGUGUUCACACUGGAGAGAAACCGUACUGGUGUGACCAGUGUGGAAAAUCUUUUAGUAGAUUAAGUACCCUAAAAAUGCACCAACGUGUUCACACUGGAGAGAAACCGUACUGGUGUGAACAGUGUGGGAAAACUUUCAGUAAAUCAGGUCACCUAAAAACCCACCAACGUGUUCACACUGGAGAGAAACCGUACUGGUGUGACCAGUGUGGAAAAUCUUUCAGUAGAUCAGGUCACCUAAAAACCCACCAACGUGUUCACACUGGAGAGAAACUGUACAGCUGCGACCAGUGUGAGAAAACUUUCUCUCAAUCAGGUGCCCUAAAAAUCCACCACCGUGUUCACACUGGAGAGAAACCGUACUGGUGUGACCAGUGUGGAAAAACUUUUAGUAGAUUAGGUUGCCUGAAAAUCCACCAACGUUUUCACACUGGAGAGAAACCGUACUGGUGUGACCAGUGUGGAAAAUUUUUCAAGACAUCAGAUUACCUAAAAAUCCACCAACGUGUUCACACUGGAGAGAAACCGUACUGGUGUGACCAGUGUGGAAAAUUUUUCAAGAAAUCCGGUUCUCUGAAAAUCCACCAACGAGUUCACACUGGAGAGAAACCGUACUGGUGUGGCCAGUGUGGAAAAUCUUUUAGUAGAUCAGGUAACCUAAAAACUCACCAACGUGUUCACACUGGAGAGAAACCGUACAGCUGUGACCAGUGUGGAAAAUUUUUCACUAGAUUAGAUUCCCUGAAGAUCCACCAACGUGUUCACACUGGAGAGAAACCGUACAGCUGUGGCCAAUGUGGGAAAUCUUAUGCAGACAGGAGAAACCUUAGAAGACACAAAUCCAUUCACAAAGUAUCAGAGUGACAUCUUCCACAGAGGAAAGUGAAAAGAUUUGGACCUGAAUCCAUCAUCAACACUACUAAAUACCCAUACACAUUGGCUGAAAUAAGAGGUUUGGGGGUUUAGUGACUCUUUAAGAAGGCCAUGGGAUGUGGUCAAAAGCUCCAACAAAGAGGUGGUGUGUGAGGCUUGAGUUCAGACUCAUUUAUUACAGAUUUGUCCCCCAAGGUCAAGAAUGAACCUCCACACUUGAUGAAAUAUUGUUUCUGUGUGCUUCAUACAUAUAUUCUUGUUACUGAGCUGUAGUUAAACAUGUUUACGUUAGAUAAUCUGUAUUUUACAUCUAUAUUCACUGUUUUUAUUUUGUAUUACUGAAUGUGUUUUUGUUCAGACUGAAAGCAAAUCCAAAUUUAGUCGAUGCAAAGAGACACAGAUUCACUCGAGUUGGCUCCAGCUGAGGUGAAGACAUGUCGGCUCAAGUUUGAAAUGUUUAAUCUUAAAUAAAAGAUUGUCUUUGAUUCUUCAAGAAGCUCUUCUUUGAAGCAGACUGAAGCUAAACUUAAUGUGACCAUGGGACGGCCGAAGGGGGAACUGUAAUAGAAACAAAUAGAUUUUACCUGUCUGUAUUUUUCAUAAUCCUCUAUAUGUCAUUACUUUAUGUUCUUUGCUCAUCUUAUGUGGUGUUAUAAUUCCCACUAAGUGUACCAGUGUUUUGAUAUAAUGACCUUCUGUGAGAUUGUUUUGUUUCAUGCUUUCCUGUGAGAAAGGAGUUUCCACUGUGGCUCAAGGCUGAGAAAGGCUUUUCUGUUGGACUCCACAAUUAUUCUCUAGCAUUAAAUGUCUUCUCUGUUUCUCUGGGUCAGACUCUCUAACAGCCCUCUGGUGUAUGAGCUCUGCCCUUCAGCUGAACCACUCUGUAAUUCUUACUUUUAAUAAAGAUCACAAAGACAG